Messenger RNA from Mytilus californianus (California mussel), 7161 nucleotides. RefSeq lists its product as uncharacterized. Bases 169 to 3000 code for a protein of 943 amino acids. NCBI's taxonomy places the organism in Eukaryota, Metazoa, Mollusca, Bivalvia, Mytilida, Mytilidae. The record is from RefSeq and is a predicted model, not a curated record. The transcript has 14 exons.
UUUUACCCUCGACUUGGACUGAAAUGCUCAAUUAAUUGUUAUUUUAUAGUUGUUAUUAAUUUUUUGAAAAUGUGAAUUUGUCAGAAAAAUGGAUUCAACUUUCUGCACCAGAAAGGAUGACAUUUUUCUAAAAUGGAGAUUAAAAUAAGGUUUUCAAUAUAAUAAAAAAUGGAAUGCCAACAUAUUAAAAAUGGAGGACUAUAUUUUCUAAUAAUUCUUUUGGUAGCUGUUGUUUAUAUUGAUGGCAGCUGUACAUUUCCGUCCGCCCUGACUGGUGAUUGGUAUAGUAGUAAUGGCGGAGAGUUGACCUUCACAUCAACUUCAUUUUCUAAUUUCAAAGUUGCAUCAUUCGGUUCCUAUACUUUUACAUGUGAAAUUAGCAGUGGCUCACAAUAUAUUAGCAGUUCAGAGGUAUUUUACGUGUUUAACCUACCAUUUAUUGCCUACAUAUGUAUGGAUUUAACCAGAAUUUCAGGAUACAAGUAUCGCUACUACCAGCCAACAACGCAACUGAUAGACGCCGAAUACAACAGAUUAAAGAUCUAUCUAAAUAACACAGUGACAGUCUCCGACAUCAGUACAAUAUGCGAGCUGUCAGACUAUACAACUUUAAGCUAUCACAUGCUUCUCAAAAAUAACACAAUAUCUAGUCAGAAAAUUCAAUGUCCAAAUGCAUUUUUGGGAACGUUUAAUUACACCUACGAUACCGGAAGCGGAAAUCUGUGUGCUGCUAGCAGUGGGUUAGACGUUUGUACAGACAAGUCCACAAUGACUUUUGAUUACACACUUUGCUCAGAGACCCAAGCUUAUUCUGCUGGCGGAAUAGUAAACUGUGUGUACUCCUCUACAUCAGGAUCUGCUACCUUGCUUCAUGUCUUUAACUUAGACUCUACAACAGAUGAAAGCACAUAUUAUAGAUUCACAUGUUAUGUUAUUGAAACAAUUAAUAGCGUUGUGUAUGCAACACAGUAUCCACAGGACUGUCAUUAUGGACAGAAUGCCACAAAUGUUAAUGCCACUGGAGGAAACCUGGUUCUAACAGCAGAAUCUACUUGUGUACCUGAGACAGUAGCAGCAGCUAGUAUUGGAAUCUACAUUGCCAUUGUUAUUCUGCUUCUAAUUAUCAUAAUCGCCAUUAUAUUUGCAAUAUAUAUGUGGAAGAAGAAGAAAGAAGAAGAAAAAAGAAAGAAAUUGGAGGAAGAAGAAAGGAGACUUCAACAAAAUACUAUCAGGGAGAAGAGAGAAAAUCCCGAUUUGAGACCGGAAAUGGACCUUGGACUUCCGGACGAUUCUAAAUAUAACAUCGAUCGUCUCAUGUACAGCGAUGACAAAAUGGUUACACCGUCAAAUAUAGAAAUUGAAAGAUUGAGAUCUCAAGGAUUUGCGGGAUUUGAUGGAUUUGAUGAUGAUUACAUGGACGAUUUUACUCGGCAAAAUAUGAUUGAUGCUUCCUUGUUCAUAGACAAGCGUCAGCGCCUGGAUCCCAUCGAUGAGAUGGAAGGCAGUGAAAGAGGAAGUGCUUCUUUUAUGAAAAGAUUCAAGGAACUCGCCCGAAGCAGAAUAAAAAGAAAGAAAAGAAAAGGUGGAAAAUCGAAAGGUAAAGGGAAGAACAAGAGUAAAAAGGACGCUGAUGGCAAUGUUGUGAAAAAGAAAAAGAGAUUAGUCCUUGACCUUGGAACUAUCGAUGCCGACGAUUGGGAAUCUGACGAAGACUUUGAAGGAGACGAAAAUGGUGAUGACGAUGUGAACCUACCAGGACAAGUUGAACAUUUAGAAGAACAAAUGCCUUCAGGGACCGGGAUUGGACCAGUCUUGUUACAAAGGAAUGUUUUAGCAGACAGAAAAGUGGUCCAGGAACCAAAAGGCAAGAAGAAGAAGAAAAAGAAGAAGAAGGAUUGUACUGAUACUGACGAUGAAGAUGAUCAAUGGGUGGAAAUGGAUUUGGAAAUAGCUACGCCAAGACUAAUUCUUCCAAACUUACGCCCUGAAAAGACGGACACAGAUCAGGAUAAUAAAAAGAAAAAGGGUCCGACUACAUUGGCGCCACCUGUUACUAAGAGAAAGUCGUUAACGUCCCUCAAGAGUUUCCCCUCGAUGAGAAGUGCAAAAGUGAAUAAUUGGACACAAGAGCAGGACUUGGACUUACCGCUUUUCUUUGAGGAUCCAAAAUUAAAAGACCUACCUCCGCUCCAAAGAGUGAAUAGAAAGAAAAAUCCGAAACUAUGGUCCGACAUUCUUGCCAAAUUUGGUGGGGAUUUAAAACUUGGCAAUGAUCCAAAUAGGCUUAGAUGGUCGGAGAGUAAAUGGCGUAAUUUACUUGAGGAGCUUUACACUGACAAAAAAUACUUUGAUUAUAUGACAAAAUCUGCAAAACAUAACCCAGCAGAAAGAGACGUUGUUGGAGAAGCAAACGAAGGACUUGGUUAUCUGUUUGAAAGAGCCAAUUUCUGGAAAGAACAAGAACCAAUACCAGUUCGCCCACCUUCAUGGAGAUCACACUCUUUUGCGCAUUCAGCUAGUUCCCCAAGGGGUAAAACUCCAAAGAAAUCAAAAUCUUUUGUAAAUUCUACAUCCGUUAAAAGUACAAAUGACACAGUAUCAGGAGAAAGCUCUGGAGGUGGAUCAAAAGAAAAUUCAGUGCUUCAAAAGGACGAAUUGUCACCAAAUGAUAAUUCUAAUCUCCACAGAGAAAAAUCAAAGCUUUCAAGAGAGAAGUCAAACGUUUCUAAAGAGAAAUCUUCACUUUCAAGAGAAAUGUCGAAUGGUUCUAAACCAGCACAUUCAGUAAAAAGAGAAAGAUCGUUUAUGGAUUCGCCAAAGUCCUCGCCAUCUAAUAACAAUUCCAUGUUCAACAACUCUAAAAAUAACACACCACGACCGAAAAAAGUUCAUUUGCCAAAUAUAGAUGAUGCAAAUAAAGUGUAUAAAAUGGAUUUAAUGCCGAAAACUCCUUUGACACAAGUUAGAAUAGACAUUGACAGGGAAGAAUCCAUGUUAUAGUGAUUUUUAUUGUAAAGUGUUUUGGUUCAACUGUGAUAUAUACUAAUAUACUCUAUAGCGUGAUUUACCAAUUCCUUGUUGCUGAAGUCCUCAUCAGUAUUUUCAUAUUUGUGCCUCAAAUUGAUUGAAAUACUGUUUGUGGAUAAUUUGAUAAUGUACAUGAUGUAAAUGAAUUAUUUUCGACAGCGAUUUAUUUACUCGAUUUUCGCGAGUAUAUCAAACUUGGAUAUAUAUCAAUAAAGUAAAAAAUCGCAAAAGAAAUAAACCACCGCAAAAAAGUUACAGAAUUCCUAGACUCCAAUAAAAUAGAAUCUAACAUUUUUAGAAGAAAAUAUAAUCGAAAGUGAUACAAAAUUUCUGAAAUAAGGAGGAAAUAUUUACUCAAACCAUCCCCAAUAAAUUAUUAAUAUGUGCCCAUUGUUUGUAGCUUUAAACGUGUGUUCUGAUAUUAUUUUUCUUUUGUAUUAAUAUACAUGAGACCUACAGAAGGUACUUCCAUAAAGUAAACGGAUAUUGAAUAAGUCUGAAUAAGAUUAAUGCAAUAGUAAUUCAUCAUAUACUUUUACAAUUGAUUGAUUGAUUUAUUGGUGUUGGUAUUUACUAAACCACCUGUGUCAAAUGUUUAAUGAAUAUUAAGGACGACAACAAAUUUAACAAUAAACCAAACCUGAUGUUCCAAUAAAAAGGUCCAGGAUGAAGGGCGAAAACUGCAGAAUACUGAUGGAAAGGACGGCACAUUACAAAAGGUCACAAAUAUUCCCUUGCAACAUGGCACCUGAAAGAACCCCCCAAAAAGAAGUUGCAAUGGUUCUUUGACAGACUGAAAACAUGGCAUUCUGCAAGCACAGGGUGUCGAAAUAUUCGUCAUAAGUUCUCAUUCAGACCCGUAAAUAUCGGCCCUUAUAAUUAAUUAUCACAAAAAAAGAUCAAAGCAGAAAUACACAGAUUAUCGAUAAUACACCUUACUAAAAAAAAAAAAACCUCUCAUAUUCAUUUAGAAAACAUCGAAUAGAGCUAUAUUACAUAUAGUAUAACCCUGUGUAAAGUAUGUUCACGAUUCAUAAAGCAAAAUAAAAAAUAUAAAAUAAUAUAAAACUGAAUAUAUGGUUUGCUUUGAAAUUGGAGUUUCAUUUAUGCUGAUCAGAAUAAACUCCAUUUAUUUGCACAAAAUCGUAUUUGUCUAUUUGUUUAUCACGUUUACUGCGUUACUUUAUGUUAAUGUCUUGGUUUCUGCAUCCAUAGUUUUUGGUGGGGUUCGUGUUGCUCAGUCUUUAGUUUCUAUGUUGUGUUUUGUGUUUUGUGUACUUUUGUUCGUCUUUUUGUCGUUUUUCGUUUUUUGCCAUGGCAUUAUCAGUUUGUUUUCGACUUAUGAUUUUGAAUACCCCGGCCCUUUGGUAUCAAUGGCCUCUUUCCUUGAGCUAAAUUUCAUAGCUGCUAGCAUAUAGAAAUAGUUAAAUGGGGUAUGAUUGCCAAUGAAGCUAUCGCCCAGAGACCAAAGGACGGGCAUACAUUGAUACUGUAAAUAUAAUGUUUCAAAUCUUCGUGGAAUGACAUCAGCUUAUACUGAAGUUUAUUUAAGAAGGCAUUUUACCCUUAUAUGCAAUCUAACUAUACUAGACCAAGCAAUUGUGGUUGUUAACUCCAAUAGAAAUAACAUUCAAAGCCAUUUUUUUCAAAUUUGAAACUAAGAACGAUUUUCCUAUAAACGAAAUGAAUUUGAGAGACAAAAUAAUGAAUCUUUAACCUAUCGAAAGUAAACCAUAGAAUGGUAAAUUAAAAGGUAAAAUAACAAAAAUAACUAGGGGGCAGUAAAAAAAACAUACUUGGAAUAAAAAAAAAUUAACCAAUCCCUGCCAUUUCUUAUAGAAUCUAAUAGUGAAGUAAUAACCAAUCGGAGAUACCAGACAUACAAUAAAGCACGCCAGACGCGCGUUAUGAUGGAAACGAAACAUUCGAUUUGUAAGCCUACAUGUAUAUAUGAUUAUGGAAUUUCCAUAUAAUUUGGUCUACGUCGAAAUCGUGAAAAUUAAACGUGAAAGAUUCUGAUAGACUUGGGAUAUACAUGUAAUAAGCGCGCCCGUAUAACGAUGCAAGAUAUUCUAGACAUUGGUGAUGUUGAAAACAGUAAGUUUUUCCUAAUUACACAUGUCCGUUGAAUUCUGUGGCAUAUUAUUCUUUAACUGUCAUAGCACAUUUCCCACUUUGAGUGUAAUUUAGGAGUGGCACAAGGUUUUGAUUUGUUUUUUGUAAGCAAACUGACAGCUAUGUAAGUGACAGCACGUUCACAACAAAACAUUGUCUGUUUUCGUAACUCAAGUAUCUUCUUAAAGGUAAAUUAAAUAAGCAAGUACUUUUCAUCUCGCCUAUGGCACAAAGGCGUUCUGUUUCCGGCGUCAAUAUUUGUAAAAAAUUAUGAUUAGGUUACACAGGUGGAACAUAUCUCUCUGUAUUAACAGUUUAAGUUUUUAAUUUUACUUUUCAAAAUAUCUUUACCCCAAUGUCUUUUGAUUUGUUUUAUUUAUUUUCCACUUAUUUGAAUUUCAUUCAUGAUUUUUAAAUGACAAAAAUAUGUGAAUCUCUGCAUCAACAGAUAAAAUAUACCUUAAAAGGCUAAUAAACACAAAAAAAAACACGAGCAACACGACGGGUGCCACAUGUGGAACAGGAUCAGUUACCCUUUCAGAGCACCUGCGAUCACCCCCAGUUUUUGAUGGGGUUCGUAUUGUUCAGUUUGUCUGUUGGUUUUUUUCUUUUGACUUUGUCAGUAUAUUUUCGAUUUAUGAGUUUGAAUAUCCCUUUUGUAUCUUUCGGAUCUCUUUUGGAGAUAGGAAAAUGCAAGCAUGUUCAGAAUUACGAAAACAGGAUUAUUAACGUGUUAAUUCUUCCCAAUGUCAAUACGUAAGCAACUAUCAAAAAGAUAAUAACUAUCAAAGACCAACACUAUAAAGCUGGUUAAUAUGGGAAUCUGGGACUUUUUGUUAUUGUUUCUUGUUUUAGCCAUUGCAUCCUGCACAUUUGUUAUGUAACAGUGUGCCUAAAAAAUUAUACAAACACUCAACAUAUAUAUUAGAUAGCGAGCAAAAAUACCAGUGCUCCAUUGUAGGAAUUAAAAAUCACCUGUAAAUCAACAACACUUGCACGUGAGUAUAUUUGAUAUAUUAUGGCAUUUUAACUAUUUGAAAAUUAGAAUUUCCGUUUACAUGGUUUAAGUCUGUUUAAAUAGAACUUUUUUAUCUUUUGUGUAAGACAUGAAAUUAAAAACGAAAAUUGUUUUAAUUUCAACGAAGAGUAUUGCACAAUAUGUGUAAAUACAUUACUAGUCAUUGGCUGAUUUCGAUAACAAGCAAACCAGCAAUAGAAUAAUGAUUUUUUGAUUUUAUGAGUCUUUUUUCACUAUUGAAAACCCAUUUUGUCAUAAUUUUUCUAGAAAAAUAUAUCAUUGUUAUUUGAUAUUACGUUUGAUAUGGUACUUCAAAGGAGCAAUUAAUAUUACUCGAGGAGUGUUAACUGCACAGCAUCAGUGUAGUGGUGAAGAUUUCGAAAGACUUUAUGAGUCGAUUCUCUUACAGCAAACAAAUUAAGAAGGCAAUCGCAUAAAUUUAAGAAGAAUUGUUAUGAUUCAUAUCAAUUGGUAUUGACUACCGUAAAUGUUCUGGUGUUACCAAUCCUCAUGUUUCCCAGAAUGCAUUGUUCCUUAUGGUAUCCAGUUCAAAUAUUAACAAAAACUAAACUUGAUGAAUAAUCAGAUUAUCGGUAAUAAUGCUUAAUUCUAAAUGACAGACGUAUAACACUUAACAAACACAGAACAUUUACGGUGGAGUUUGUUUAUUAUUAAAUAGAGCACGUUUUGUACGUCUUUUAUUUCCUUACCUCUUGUGUAUUGCCUUUAUCCUAUUAUUAAUAUAAGCAUUGUGUACAUUUGUGCGCAAUACGAAUUUACUAAUAAAAAUCAGAAAUAAAAAAUGUCCGCGAUAUUGUCUAACAACCCAAAAGCAAAGCGUGCUCUGUUUACGUAUUGCUGUGAUAUAUGCAUAUAAAAAUGUAUAUGUAAAAUUUUUCAUAGAAAGGUGCAAAGAAGAAUCUCGACGUGAUAUCAUAUGCCACUCAAUUUCUCGUAUUGCACUCGAAGAAGAAUUCCAAAAAACCUAAGGACAGGAGCAA